AUGGUUGCAAUCUCAGAGAUCCGCCAGCAAAUCACAACUGUCAAGAACCUCGGUUCUGGCCUAGUCGCUGUAUUCGUUGGUGGAACAAGCGGUAUCGGCCUCUCAACAGCGCGUGAAUUCACCCGCUACGCCGCUGCUCCUCACAUCUACUUGAUUGGCCGUAAUGAAGCUCAGGCUUCUGAGAUCAUAUCCGAGCUGCAGACCAUCAAUGAAUCGGCAACCGUGAGCUUUGUUAAAAGUGAUGUCUCUCUGCUCAAGAACGUCGAUGAAGCCUGUCAAGAGAUUUCUAAGAGGGAGGAAAAGGUCAAUUUACUGUUUUUGAGUGCGGGUAUUAUGACUACCAAGGGGCGGACUGAAACAAGCGAGGGAAUCGACAAAAAACUCAGUCUACACUACUACUCCCGCAUGCGCUUCAUCCAAAACUUCCUCCCCCAACUAAGCCAAGCAGCGUCAUCCGGCGCUCUCGCACGGGUUGUUUCCGUCCUGGGUCCAAGCACAGAGGGCAAACUAUUUGAAGACGACCUCGAUCUCCAAAAGAACUACAGUCUCCUCAACGCCGCUACACAUGCGGUCACCAUGACUUCUCUGUCCAUGAUCCACUUGGCAGCCUCAAACCCAACAAUCAGCUUCAUCCAUAGCGCCCCCGGCGGCGUAAACACAAAUCUCAUACGAGACUUUAACCCUCUUGCUAAAAUUCUUGCCAACGGUGCUUUUGCAUUACUAACGCCUAUCGGAUCCAAGAUUGGACUUAUACCUCUAAAGGAGAGUGGAGAGAGACAUGUCUAUGCCUCUACGUACCCGGCGUUUGCGCCAAAGGAUAAAAAAGUUGAGACUGUGGGAGCGGAUGGGGAGAAGGGCAGUGGAGUGUAUAGGGUGCAUUUUGAUAGUUCGAUUGUGACGUCGAAGCAGGAUUUGAUUAAGGAUUAUCUGAGCAAGGGAGUGGUGAAGACGGUGUGGGAGCAUACGGUGGCUGUUAUUGACAAGGCUGUGGGGAAAUAA
Talaromyces marneffei is the source of this 999-nucleotide messenger RNA. RefSeq lists its product as uncharacterized. Gene Ontology annotation, biological process: secondary metabolic process. The transcript is spliced from 3 exons. The record is from RefSeq and is a predicted model, not a curated record. Lineage: Eukaryota; Fungi; Ascomycota; Eurotiomycetes; Eurotiales; Trichocomaceae. The coding region runs from base 1 to 999 and encodes 332 amino acids.